Messenger RNA from Rhinocladiella mackenziei CBS 650.93, 759 nucleotides. RefSeq lists its product as uncharacterized. NCBI's taxonomy places the organism in Eukaryota, Fungi, Ascomycota, Eurotiomycetes, Chaetothyriales, Herpotrichiellaceae. The coding region runs from base 1 to 759 and encodes 252 amino acids. The transcript has a single exon. The record is from RefSeq and is a predicted model, not a curated record.
AUGAAGUCGAUCUCUACAUACACGACUCUUUCAAUAUCCUCCCUUCUGCUACUCGCCCACGCCUGGCCCUUGAUUCCGGGCUCCAUCGAGCGAAGAGAGCCUGCUUCCUACUCGGUCGUCGCGGUAGACGGUGGUAAUACAGGAGGAGGAGGCACAGCAUCAGCAACCACUGUCACCGAUGCGGUCACACACACAGCAACAGUGAUGAAGACGCAGUUGUCCACAAUGGUCGUGACUGAGUCAGAAGUACCUGACACCAUAGUAUUGACCGUCACCUCCCCAUCACCAACGACCAUUACCGACUAUUUACCUCCCUCAGUAACGACGCAAGUUGUGACUGCUAUUCCCGAAUCAUCCGCACAGCCUAACCGACAACCACCACAAUUAAGCAGGUCACCACCUGUGAUAACAUCGCAUGCUUCUCCAUCAUCCUACUCUGUCCCGAGUUUCUGGAACUUCACCCCUUCACCAGUAACCGUCACUGUGACACAAGCUCUUCCAUCCUCGAGGCCAUACGACGAUGGCAUGUGGCAUACCUACUACUACCAUACUGUCAGCUCUGAGAUCGAAUCCAGUUCUACCACAAUCUCGGAAUGGAGUGCCAGCGCGCCAAGUACAACAGCGAUCCCGGAGUUUUGGGGAGGUCCCAACUCUGGCCGCUUGCCUGUGCCAACGUCGGACGUGAGCACUGGAACGCCAACUGAAGCGCUAGGAUUCUGGAGUGGCCCGAAAGAAGUCGCCUCUUCGACUGUUUUGUGA